Molecule: messenger RNA, 1173 nt
Organism: Endocarpon pusillum Z07020
Lineage: Eukaryota; Fungi; Ascomycota; Eurotiomycetes; Verrucariales; Verrucariaceae
Product: Mannitol-1-phosphate 5-dehydrogenase
Exons: 1
Coding region: 1-1173 (390 amino acids)
Biological process (GO): mannitol catabolic process
Cellular component (GO): cytosol
Molecular function (GO): mannitol-1-phosphate 5-dehydrogenase activity
Source: RefSeq, a predicted model, not a curated record
AUGGUCGGGAAAGCAGUCCACUUUGGUGGCGGCAACAUCGGUCGCGGCUUCAUUGCUGAGCUCUUCCACGAAACUGGCUAUGAGAUCGUCUUCGUCGAUGUUAUGGAUAGUAUCAUCGAAGCUCUCCAAAAGGCAGACUCGUACACUGUGACCGAAGUUGACGACAAGGGCGAGAAAUCCAAGACGAUCACCAACUAUCGUGCUAUCAACUCCAAGUACAACGAGGCGGAUGUUAUCAAAGAAAUAUCAGAGGCAGAUGUCGUCACUUGUGCGGUUGGCCCCAACAUCCUCAAAUUCAUCGCUCCUCCCAUUGCCAAGGCCAUCAAGGCUCGUACCAUGUCCAAGCCCCUAGCUGUUAUUGCAUGUGAGAACGCUAUCAAUGCCACCGACACACUUGCGGGCUUCAUCAAAGACUCCAAGAACAUGGACAAGGACACCUUGGACAAUCUGCCAUCCAAAGCCGAGUUCGGCAACUCUGCCAUUGAUCGAAUCGUUCCAACUCAACCCAAGGACGCCGGCCUCAAUGUGGUGAUCGAGUCAUUCUACGAGUGGUGUGUCGAGACAACAGGUUUCAAGUCUGGCCAUCCUGAGAUCAAAGGUGUACACUGGGUCGAUAACCUUGAACCAUAUAUUGAGCGUAAGCUCUUCACUGUCAACACUGGGCACGCUACAUCGGCCUACUUUGGUCACUACAAAGGUAUCCGGACAAUUCAUGAGUCUCUCCAGGACCCCGAGAUCAAGAAGGCUGUCAAUGAGGCUCUUGAUGAGACUUCUCAGCUGAUUGUCCAAAAGCACGGCGUCACCAAGGAGGAACAAGAGAAAUAUGUCAAUGCCAUCAUCACUCGAAUCUCUAACCCUGCUUUGGAGGAUGUUACUGACCGUGUGGGUCGUGCUCCAUUGAGGAAAUUAUCUCGCAAGGAGCGCUUCAUUGGGCCUGCAGCGCAAUUGGCAGAAAAGGGAGGCAAGGUCGAUGGACUUCUGAAGGGUGUAGAGAUGGCCUUGCGCUUCCAAAAUGUUGAGGGCGACGAGGAGAGUGCUGAAUUGGCCAAAAUCAUGAGCACAACAUCAGCAUCCGAGGCAACAGAGAAGCUUACCGGGCUUGAGAAGAGUCAUCCUCUCUACGAGAAGAUCGUUCCUAUUGUCGAGAAGGUUCAGAAGGAAGGCAAGAAAUGA